Messenger RNA from Hibiscus syriacus, 1300 nucleotides. Its product is annotated as GATA transcription factor 5-like. Gene Ontology annotation, cellular component: nucleus. Bases 27 to 1091 code for a protein of 354 amino acids. Gene Ontology annotation, molecular function: sequence-specific DNA binding; zinc ion binding. The record is from RefSeq and is a predicted model, not a curated record. The transcript has 3 exons. Lineage: Eukaryota; Viridiplantae; Streptophyta; Magnoliopsida; Malvales; Malvaceae. Gene Ontology annotation, biological process: positive regulation of DNA-templated transcription.
GAGAAACAAGCGAGAGAAAACAAACAAUGGAUGCUUUCUGUCAUCGUCAUUCAAUGCUUUACCGAACUCAUCACCACCCUUUUCUCUUCCAAUUUCCCUCCUUUACCACCAUUCCUCCUCUUCCUUCAUCUUAUCUACAGGAAAUGGAGUGCGUCGAAGCAGCUUUGAAGAGCAGUUUUAGGAAGGAGAUGGGUAUGAAAUCAAUUCCCCAAGCGUUUUUGGACGAUGUUUUGGCUGUAAAUAAUGGACAAAAUGGAGUUUCUUGUGAUGAUUUCUCUGUUGACGACCUUUUCGACUUCACUAACGAAGAGGGUCUCCUUGAACAAGUACCUGAAGAAGGAGGAGAAGGAGUGUCAGUUUCUUCUUGUUGUUGUUCCAGUAAGAAACAAAAGCUAAGCCAAGAGCAACAUUUUUCUGACGAAACUAUCAAUUUUGAUUACACUUCUUUAUCCACCGACGAGCUCGCCGUUCCGGCGGAUGACGUGGCGAGCCUUGAGUGGCUAUCUCAUUUCGUUGACGAUUCCUUCUCGGAACAAUCUGCGGAGGCGUUUCCCACCGGAACGUUAACGGAAAAGCCCAAGUUACCAGGCAGUAAAUUGCCUGAACCAGAAGCACCAGUUACGACCUGUUUUAAAACUCCGGUUCCGGUCAAAACCAGAAGCAAGCGCAGUCGAAGUGGCGGUCGGGUUUGGUCUCUUGUGGCUUCCCCUCGUACGGAUUCCCCUUCAAGUUCCACUUCGUCAUCUUCCUCUAGCCCUUGGUUCGUUUACUCAAGCAGCGUCCCCGGUUCAGCCUAUGAACCGUCGGAAUCGCUCUCGGUUGAGAAAAAGCAAAAGAAGAGACCGGCGACCGAGUCAAGCGUUGGGAACGUGAACCAGGCAACGCGUAGGUGCGGUCACUGUGGAGUUACAAAGACGCCACAAUGGAGAGCCGGUCCAAUGGGAGCCAAGACUUUGUGUAACGCUUGCGGUGUCAGGUUCAAGUCGGGCAGGCUGUUACCCGAGUAUAGACCGGCUUGUAGCCCGACAUUUUCGAGCGAGCUACACUCAAACCAUCAUCGGAAAGUGCUCGAGAUGCGACGAAAGAAAUAAACUUCGGGCCUGGCCGAACCCGGUUUAGCUCCAACUUCUGUUCCCAGUUUUGGAUAACAUUAGUUCGGGUUGUACUUGUACAUCAACUGCACUAGGGUUUAGGGACGUAACUCAUUUAGAUUUUAGGUAGGAAUUUAAAUUUUGAACUUUUAUCUUUUUUUUAAUAUAAUUUUCCCAUUCUUUUACCCUAAAGUCAUUUUAAAUUUAAA